Messenger RNA from Paramecium sonneborni, 529 nucleotides. The record is from the annotation of a GenBank genome assembly. Lineage: Eukaryota; Ciliophora; Oligohymenophorea; Peniculida; Parameciidae.
AUGGCAUAAAAAGUGAAAAUUGAAUGCAUAAAAUAAGGAUUUUAAAUUAGUAAUGAAAUGAAAAUAGAUAUAAUGGACUUUUAUAAUAAAUCAUUACAUUAAGAACAUUAUGCACAUAAAACAGAUUAUAUUAGACAUAAUUUAGAAGAGAAAUAUGGUAUUUUAUGUAUUAUAUAAAUAGGUCGUUGUUUUUCAAUAAUAAUAUAUUCAAUAGGUUCAUUUGUAUCCCAUUCAUUCUUACAUGCAGAUGAUUAUUUAUUAGAAUUAAGAUCACCUGAGCAUCAUAUUAUUGCAUAUUUAUUACCUCCUUCUUAUAAUCCUCCUCCAUUAAUUCCAGAUUCUUAAGUUCUACCUUUAAGUAGAACAUUAACUCAUCCAUUAUAUACUACAUAACCUAUCUAAAUGUAAUUAUACAUAUUAAAUUAGUUAAUAAUCUUCUUAAUCUAAGAUUUUAGAUUAUCCUGCAUAAUAUUCAUCUUAUUAUUAAAAUAAAUAUUAUGAUGGUUAUUAUAGAAGAGGAUAUUGGUGA